Messenger RNA from Abrus precatorius (Indian licorice), 3138 nucleotides. RefSeq lists its product as uncharacterized. The transcript is spliced from 16 exons. NCBI's taxonomy places the organism in Eukaryota, Viridiplantae, Streptophyta, Magnoliopsida, Fabales, Fabaceae. The record is from RefSeq and is a predicted model, not a curated record. Gene Ontology annotation, molecular function: glycosyltransferase activity. Bases 103 to 2703 code for a protein of 866 amino acids.
GGAGCAUGAUUCAGCACUGUCCGGGAAAGACAACCUUGGUGGCUUGUGAUUCCUUUCACAAAUCCACUUCUCUAAACGUGAAACCAAAACUCAGAAUGUUACAUGCUGAGAACGAACAACAACUGGCACCGAAAAGAAGCCACCUUGGCAAUUCAAUUGUUGAAUUGGCCAAACCUAGUUCUUGCCCAUCUUCAAUUUCCGCAUGAGGAUCUCUGUUUUGGAGCAAAGGCUUCAGAUCCGAGAAAGGUUAUGAUGUCAGAAGAGUCUGGGAAUCAGAAGAGUUUGUUUUGUGGUGUUGCGUUGCGAUUUAGAAUGGCAAGAGACUUGUUAUUAGAUUUGUUCUCAAGGAACAAAUGGAGGUGCUCUUGGUCUCUUGCAGCAUCAAUUGCUUCUGUUGUGGCGUUGGUUUCUGUAGUGCAUCUGUUCUUGUUCCCUUUGACACCAACUUUCAGUUAUUUCAAGAUAGCUCAGGACUCAUGCAUCCCAACAAAUGCAUCAGCAGAAUUGCCAAGCAACCUCGACAAGGAAGGACCUGUGAUUGAUUUUAAGCGUCAGUUUCCGGCUGAUUUGCAUGGUGCAUUUGUUUAUGAGGGUGCACCGUGGAAGGCUGAGAUUGGCCAGUGGCUUGCAGGUUGUGAUUCUGUUAUUAAGGAAGUCAACAUUACUGAGAUAAUAGGUGGCAAUGACUGCAAAAAUGACUGCAGUGGCCUAGGGGUUUGCAAUCGAGAAUUGGGACAAUGCAGAUGUUUUCAUGGGUAUUCUGGGCAUGGAUGCACUGACAAAUUGCAGUUGGAAUGCAACUACAAAGGAUCACCAGAUCAGCCAUUUGGGCGAUGGGUUGUCUCAAUUUGCCCAUCCAACUGUGACAAGACGAGAGCUAUGUGCUUCUGUGGAGAAGGCACAAAAUAUCCUAAUCGACCUCUGGCAGAGACAUGUGGGUUUCAAUUUAAUCCACCUUCUGAACCUGGUGGUCCCAAAUUAGUGAAUUGGACAAAAGUUGACCAAGAUGUGUUCACAAGUAAUGGUAGCAUACCAGGAUGGUGUAAUGUGGACCCAGCUGAAGCAUAUGCUGGCAAGGCAAAAAUCAAAGAGGAAUGUGACUGCAAAUAUGAUGGUCUUUGGGGCAAACUUUGUGAAGUACCAGUUGAAUCUGUUUGCAUUAAUCAAUGCUCAGGACAUGGCCAUUGUCGUGGUGGAUUUUGUCAGUGUGACAAUGGCUGGUAUGGAGUAGAUUGCAGCACUCCAUCAGUGAUUUCUUCUAUAAGAGAGUGGCCUAGUUGGCUGCGUCCUGCUCUAGUUGAUGUUCCAAACGAUGCUCAAGCCAAUGGAAAAAUGAUCAAUCUUAAUGCUGUGGUAGCAAAGAAAAGGCCUCUUAUAUAUGUUUAUGAUUUGCCCCCAGAGUUUAACAGCUUGCUACUUGAGGGACGCCAUUUUAAGUUAGAGUGUGUAAACAGAAUUUAUGAUGGCAAUAAUGUGACAUUAUGGACAGAUCAAUUGUACGGUGCCCAGAUAGCAAUUUUUGAGAGUUUGUUAGCUAGUCCUCAUCGAACUCUAAAUGGUGAAGAGGCAGAUUUUUUCUUUGUUCCUGUUCUUGAUUCAUGUAUCAUAACUCGUGCUGAUGAUGCUCCUCACUUGAGCAUGCGGGAGCAUAUGGGAUUGAGGAGCGCUCUCACUUUGGAAUAUUAUAAGAAUGCUUAUAAUCAUAUUGUUGAACAAUAUCCUUAUUGGAAUCGCUCCUCAGGAAGGGAUCACAUCUGGUUUUUUUCAUGGGAUGAAGGUGCUUGCUAUGCCCCAAAGGAGAUAUGGAACAGCAUGAUGUUAGUUCACUGGGGAAACACAAAUUCAAAGCAUAACCAUUCAACUACAGCCUAUUGGCCUGACAACUGGGAUAAAAUCUCUUCUGAUAGCAGAGGCAUUCAUCCAUGUUUUGACCCUGACAAAGAUCUUGUGCUUCCUGCUUGGAAAGUUCCUGAUGCUACUGUGCUGACUUCAAAACUUUGGGCUUGGCCCCAUGAGAAGCGGAAGACACUGUUCUACUUCAAUGGGAAUUUAGGGCCAUCUUACCCUCAUGGAAGACCAGAAGAUUCGUAUAGCAUGGGUAUCAGGCAGAAGCUGGCAGAAGAGUUUGGGUCAAGCCCUAACAAGGAUGGAAAACUUGGGAAACACCAUGCCAAAGAUGUCAUUGUGACCCCAGUGCGUUCUGAUAACUAUCAUGUGGAUCUGGCAAGCUCUGUUUUUUGUGGAGUAUUUCCGGGAGAUGGUUGGAGUGGUCGCAUGGAAGACAGUAUUUUGCAAGGAUGCAUUCCUGUGGUCAUUCAGGAUGGGAUUUUCCUACCAUAUGAGAAUGUGCUCAACUAUGACAGCUUUGCUGUUCGAAUAUCCGAAGAGGAAAUUCCAAACUUGAUAAAGAUUCUUCGGGGAUUCAACGAUACAGAAAUCAAAUUCAGGCUGGCAAAUGUUCAGAAAAUAUGGCAAAGAUUCUUGUAUCGUGAUUCUGUUUUGCUUGAAGCUGAAAGGCAAAGAAAUGCUUUUGGACAUGUUGAGGAUUGGGCAGUUGAGUUCUUAAAAUUGACAGAGGAUGAUGUUUUUGCUACUUUAAUACAGGUUUUGCAUUACAAGUUACAUAAUGAUCCUUGGAGGAAAGAAGUUCGCUAUAACAAGAAGUUUGGAUUACCUCACCAGUGUCUAGUAAGCACCAACUGAGGGACUUGAUUGAUGUGAAGGUUAAUUUGAAGACUACAAGAUCUAGAUAUUUCCAGAGGAGUUGGGGAAAGGAUAACCUUUCUACUAAAUUUCAGGAGUCAAUCUAAAAAAUAUUUGCAUCCUUUGUUGUAGAACAAGGUGAAGGUCAAGUUCCUAACAGAUAUUACAAUCUCCAGUACAGUAAAUCAUUCUACCAGGGUGGACAUACAUGAUUCUUUUUCCCUUCUCGCAUAAAUAUGUGCAUGUCAAGUGCAUUUACAUUUCUUUUUUUAGGGCUUUUUCUCCCGGGCUGCCACAAUGUGGAAUUGUAAAAUCAUGUCAUUCACGAGAGGAUUUUUUGGUGAAAAAAUGAAAAAGAAAAAAUUGAUUACAUAUUUAUUUUACUUGAUCCUUUUUUGUUCUCUAUAAAACAUACCAUGCGGAUCUUUGAUUAGG